This is a messenger RNA of Macadamia integrifolia, 929 nucleotides long. RefSeq names its product mavicyanin-like. The record is from RefSeq and is a predicted model, not a curated record. The transcript is spliced from 4 exons. Gene Ontology annotation, molecular function: electron transfer activity. Lineage: Eukaryota; Viridiplantae; Streptophyta; Magnoliopsida; Proteales; Proteaceae. Gene Ontology annotation, cellular component: plasma membrane. Bases 251 to 817 code for a protein of 188 amino acids.
AGAGAGAGAGAGAGAGAGAGAGAGAGAGAGUGGGCCUUCACGACUCGGGAAGAGGAGGGGAGGCUUCCAUGGCUUAGUGAAGAAAAUUUCAGAUCUGGAAAAUUUUCAGAAAAAGAAAAGAGAAAGGAGAAGGAGAAGGUGACAUGACCAAAGAGUGAAGUACACAAGAGAGAGUUCUUCCCAGUUUUCUCUGGGCAUUGAGAGACUAGAGGGACGAGCAGGUGAACCCAGAUAAUAACAGAGGAAAAAGAUGGCUUCGUGCAUGGGUUGUUUAUUUGGAUGCGUAUUUAUCUUGGCAGCUCUGCUUCAGGCGAGUCUAGGAUCGAUUGUACCUCCUUCUAACUUCUCACAUAAUAUUUGGACUGCCAACGGAACGUUCAAGAUCGGCAAUUGGACCGUCCAUGUUGUCGGAAACAGUCUAGGAUGGACUGUUCCUCCUUCUAACUUCUCAUAUGAUGCUUGGGCUGCCAACCAAACCUUCAUGGUCGGCGAUAAGCUAUUGUUCAACUUCACAAAUGGUACACAAGACGUGGGUGAGUUCUCAAAGGCAGAUUAUGAAUCUUGCAACGUCAGUGUUUCGAACUCCAUCGAUUCUGUCGUGACAGGAAUCGGAGCAGCAGCAUAUUACAACAUUGGAACGGCAGGAGAACGCUACUACUACACGUCCACCAUUGGCGGUCAUUGUCAAAAGAACCAGAAGCUAGCAAUCACCACUUAUGGUACUCACAGCUCUGAUGCCUCCUCUCUCGCUGUUGGCGGCUUCUCUCUUCUUCUUCUUCUUCUUCUGCUACCCACUUUCAUGGCUUUCUUUUAUUAGAAUGUUUACUACAGCAUCAUUUGUUUUCUCGAGCCUCUUCCAUGAUUUGAAUAGGUAAACCUUGUAAGGUAUUUUGGUAAUUUCCAAUCAACGUUCCUUCAGUUCCUUUGGA